Sphaerulina musiva SO2202 is the source of this 1733-nucleotide messenger RNA. RefSeq names its product glycosyltransferase family 4 protein. The coding region runs from base 99 to 1697 and encodes 532 amino acids. Gene Ontology annotation, biological process: GPI anchor biosynthetic process. The transcript is spliced from 3 exons. Gene Ontology annotation, molecular function: phosphatidylinositol N-acetylglucosaminyltransferase activity. NCBI's taxonomy places the organism in Eukaryota, Fungi, Ascomycota, Dothideomycetes, Mycosphaerellales, Mycosphaerellaceae. Gene Ontology annotation, cellular component: glycosylphosphatidylinositol-N-acetylglucosaminyltransferase (GPI-GnT) complex. The record is from RefSeq and is a predicted model, not a curated record.
CAGACGCUGAACAACCGCAAGCUCUGGCCGAAGCGAUAAAAUCGUCCUCACCAGACCCUCUUUCGUCCCAUUUUCAGCCAUUAAUUACCUCAUUCAAGAUGCCGUACAAUAUCGCCAUGGUCUCGGACUUCUUCUUCCCUCAGCCCGGAGGUGUUGAAAGCCAUAUCUACCAGCUGUCCAGUAAACUCAUCGAUCGUGGCCACAAAGUCAUCAUCAUCACACAUGCCUACGAUUCUCCUGGUCGCUGUGGUAUACGCUAUCUGACCAAUCGCAUCAAGGUAUACCAUCUGCCUCACUGGGUUGUCUACAGAUCGACCACCUUUCCCACUGUAUUCUCAUCCUUUCCCAUUCUGCGGAACAUCUUCAUACGGGAACAGAUCCAAAUUGUGCACGGCCAUGCAUCUCUCAGUAACCUGUGCCAUGAGGCCAUUCUCCAUGCUCGGACCAUGAGCCUACAUACUGUCUUCACCGAUCACAGUCUGUUCGGCUUCAGCGACGCCGGCAGUAUCAUGGCCAACAAAUUACUUAAGUUCAGCUUGAGCGAUGUUGGUCAUGUCAUCUGCGUCAGCCACACCUGCAAGGAAAACACCACCUUACGAGCGUCGUUGAAUCCGCUGGCAGUGUCUGUUAUCCCGAAUGCUGUGGUGCCUCGCGACUUCCGACCAUACUCUCCUUCAGAGGCCGAUAACUUCAAAUCACGUAGCAACAAAGAUGUCUAUUUGCCACCUCCCCCUGAUCCAAGCAAGCCUGUCGGACCUGGCGAUCCUAUCACGAUAGUGGUCAUCUCGCGCCUGUUCUACAACAAAGGCACUGAUCUGCUCAUCUCUGCACUUCCACUCUUGCUGCGCCUACAUCCCAACCUGCGCUUUAUCAUUGCUGGGAGCGGGCCCAAAGCGAUCGACCUGGAACAGACUCUCGAUAGCUUACCUCAGCAACUCGUCUAUACACCCUCAGGGCAAGCGCGAGUCACACUACUAGGCAGCAUCCGCCACGAGGAAGUCCGAGAUGUCAUGGUCCGUGGUCAUCUCCUCCUCAGCACAUCGCUCACGGAAGCUUUUGGCACCGUCCUCGUGGAAGCAGCUUCAUGUGGGCUCAUGGUCGUUGCAACCCGAGUCGGUGGCGUUCCAGAAGUCCUCCCUUCGAACAUGACAGUCUUCGUCCUGCCCGAGGUCGAAGACGUGGUCCGGGGCGUGACGGAUGCUGUCGGCAUCCUCACGUCCUCCAAGACUGUCCGGCGAGACAAAUUUCACGACCUCGUCAAGAACAUGUACAGCUGGAGCGACAUCGCACGUCGGACGGAGCGUGUCUACGACCUCAUCACCGGCACGCCGUCGGCGCCUGACAACGAGGGCUACUACGAUGACGAAUUCAAGCAUUAUGGGCAGCCUGCACAGAACUUUGUCCUCAGUUUCGCCCUGAUGGAUCGACUGAAGCGAUAUUACGGCUGUGGAGUCUGGGCGGGGAAACUGUUUGUAUUGGUAGCCAUUGUGGACUAUCUUCUCUUUUGCGUGCUGGAGAUGAUCUUUCCGCGAGAGAACAUCGACAUCUGUCCUCCUUGGCCGAGUGUCACCAAGUGUGCGCUGAAAGAUGACGAGGAACAACAGCCAUUGGAUGAGCAUCAGAGAAAACAGAGUGUCGCUAGCGCGAAUGUCAAAGCCAAGAAGAGGAGGAAAGAGUCAGGGCGUGAUGAGGAUUGAUUUUGAAGAGAAACUCCCAGAACUUCUUUAUCCAGC